ACAAAUCGUUGCCACUUUUUUCUCUCAAGUUCCACUUCUCUUCUCUGCUCCCUGUUCUUUUUUUUUUGUUUUGACAUAGCUUCAUUUCACUUGUUGAUUGGUCUCAGGUGUUUCUGGUUGAUUGAAAACAAAAUAAUUUAUUCUCGUUAUAGAAAUUGAAGUCGCAAAAUAUCCAUUACGGUUUUAGUUAACUAACGUUUUGUGAGAUGUCGAAGUUAUACGUUGGUUUAGUGAACACUACGGAUCGUUACGUUCCAAACAAGCUGAGGCCGCUUUGGAAUCAUGCAGCAGGGCCGAAAACCGUCUUCUUUUGGGCUCCAGUAUUCAAAUGGGGUUUGGUAGCGGCCGGCUUAAGUGAUCUACGUCGUCCCGCUGAUCAGCUUUCAGUAUCCCAAUCAGCUUCUCUAGCUGCUACUGGUUUAAUAUGGUCUCGUUACUCGUUGGUGAUAAUUCCGAAAAAUUACGGUCUUUUUUCUGUCAAUGUGUUUGUAGCGAUUACCCAAAUAGUGCAGCUGUAUCGUGCCUGGGAUCACAGUCGAACCCAUAAAUAGAAAUGCGAGUAGAGACCGAAAUGUUGUGAUUUUUAAAAGUGAAUAAAAAUGCUUCCUUUAUGUUUUCGAUCUAACAGGUGGAACAUGUUA
Molecule: messenger RNA, 641 nt
Organism: Toxorhynchites rutilus septentrionalis
Lineage: Eukaryota; Metazoa; Arthropoda; Insecta; Diptera; Culicidae
Product: mitochondrial pyruvate carrier 2-like
Exons: 3
Coding region: 207-551 (114 amino acids)
Biological process (GO): pyruvate import into mitochondria
Cellular component (GO): mitochondrial inner membrane
Molecular function (GO): pyruvate transmembrane transporter activity
Source: RefSeq, a predicted model, not a curated record